AUGGACUAUUACAAGAUCCUAGGUAUCUCCCAAGAUGCUUCAAUGGAAGAUAUUAAAAGAGCUUACCGGAAAAUGGCACUUAGAUACCAUCCAGAUAAAAAUAAAUCAUCGGAUGCAGAGGAAAGGUUUAAAGCCAUCUCGCAAGCUUACGAAAUAUUGAGCGAUGUGAAAAAGCGGGAGUGUUACGAUCAACAUGUGAAAGGUAAAAUGGAGGAUGAGGAGGUACCUAAUAGGGGUAAUAAUAAAACUCGCUUCACAUAUACCUCUACUAGCGAUCCCAAAACUCGCUUCACAUAUACCUCUACUACUAGCAAUCCCAAAACUCGCUUUACAUAUACCUCUACUACUAGCGAUCCCAAAACUCGCUUUACAUAUACAUCUACCACUACUACUACUAGCGGUCCAAUGGACGACAUUUUCCAUCAGUUCUUCGGCACCCACGGUAAUUUUAAUCACUUCUUUAAUAACUCUGACGACGACGAUGAUGAUGAUGAUAUCAUAUGA
Macrobrachium nipponense is the source of this 504-nucleotide messenger RNA. Its product is annotated as dnaJ homolog subfamily B member 4-like. Gene Ontology annotation, molecular function: protein folding chaperone; protein-folding chaperone binding. The record is from RefSeq and is a predicted model, not a curated record. Gene Ontology annotation, cellular component: nucleus; cytoplasm. Lineage: Eukaryota; Metazoa; Arthropoda; Malacostraca; Decapoda; Palaemonidae. Bases 1 to 504 code for a protein of 167 amino acids. The transcript has a single exon.